This is a messenger RNA of Macrobrachium nipponense, 4111 nucleotides long. RefSeq names its product katanin p60 ATPase-containing subunit A-like 2. The record is from RefSeq and is a predicted model, not a curated record. NCBI's taxonomy places the organism in Eukaryota, Metazoa, Arthropoda, Malacostraca, Decapoda, Palaemonidae. Gene Ontology annotation, molecular function: protein binding; ATP hydrolysis activity; ATP binding.
UUGACAUUUAAGCUAUCACUGUCUAGCCAAAGUACCGAAGGAUGUGAUGAAAAAUUUAUCAGCAGAUGCAUGAUGACGGCCAAUCAUCUUUCUCUUCAGUCCCUAAGGGCAGCCAGUCAAGCCAAAGAUAUGGCUGAAAAGAGGUCAGAAGUGCGAAGGAAGAGUCUAAUUAUCCUGGUCCAUCACUAUUUAGAACAAGAAGGGUAUUAUGCAGCUGCCAAGUCCCUCGAACAAGACGCCAGACUGAAGGAACAGUUUGCCGUCUGCGACAGCGUCGAUCUGUCAGGCAUCCUGCAGGAGUACGAGGCCUGGCACGUCAUGAAGUUUCAGAAAUACCCGAAGCUGGCCAAAAGAGUGAUAGGACCAAGACCUUCCCCAAAGCCUCACAAAUGCUCUCACCAUGACGAGGAAAAUUUGGCUCCCAAGAAAGAUUUGCUGGCUACCAGGAAGAGUCCUCUCUUCAGGAGGCGAUCACUUCCCCGUAAGGCAGGAUCCGGCGGGAGCAUGGGUCGCGCCGUCAGCGACCCAACGCUCAGCGACGAGACUUCCAGCAUCGGCGACCAGUCCCUUCCCAGAACGAGAACCAGCACCUCGAGAGGCCGGAGCAUUGACAACAAGAAGAGAGAGGAACUGAAGAGAGCGCCACUGGUCGGCCGCAGGGUUCCCGGAAGUGGCGGUUUGCUGCGAAGUCCCGGCGACGAGAAGAAGGAUCCUUCGAAGUCUUCCUCGGACACUGACAGCGAGAGAGGAUGCGGCAAUCUGGGGCCUGUCAGAACGAACAAGGUGCCAAGGCAAAUUCUCGACCUGAAACAGAUGAUAAACGACUACACCCGUUUAGAAGACAAUAUAGGUGACAUUGGAAAAGGGCCACCCUCUCAGAAUCCGACGGACCAACCAACAGAGGAAGAAGAACCAGACGACCUACUGGACGACAAGGCCUUCAAGCUUCCAAUUCCAGUGCCCCAUCUCACUGGAGAAUUCAGGGACUUGGCUAACAUCAUCCACAGAGAAAUUCUGGUGGAGAAUCCAGAGGUCAAAUGGUCGGACAUCAUCGGCGUCGAAGACGCCAAGAGACUAGUCAAAGAAGCUGUCGUCUAUCCUCUCAAAUAUCCUCAACUCUUCGUCGGGAGAUUCAAGCCCUGGCGAGGAAUUCUCCUCUACGGUCCUCCGGGAACAGGCAAGACCCUCCUGGCGAAGGCUGUGGCGACUGAAUGCCGUACAACGUUCUUCAACAUAUCAGCAACAACUCUCGUGUCCAAGUGGAGAGGAGAUUCCGAGAAACUUGUCAGGGUUUUGUUCGAGAUGGCUCGAUUCCACGCGCCCUCCACUAUUUUCGUCGACGAAGUGGACGCCCUGAUGGCUUCCAGACAAGGGGACCAAGAGCACGAGGCUUCCAGACGUAUGAAAACGCAGCUGCUGAUGGAACUCGAUGGCCUGACGCAGGCCAACGACCGAGUGUUCCUCUUAGCAGCGUCGAAUAUUCCAUGGCAAUUAGACCCAGCGAUGCUUAGGCGUCUAGAGAAGCGGAUCUUGGUGCCCCUGCCCGGCAUGGAAGCCAGGGAGAGCAUGAUAAGACAUCACCUGCCAGAGAUUAUACCUGACCUAGAAGAGUCAGGUCACUCGAUUUACACUCAUCUUGAUUACGAAAAAUUAGCCCAGAUGUCCGAAGGCUACAGCGGGUCUGACAUUCGAGUUGUCUGCAGAGAGGCUGCGAUGGGGUGCCUGAGAAAAAUAUUUAACGUCCUAGAGGACCACUCAGUGGAGGACUCCGAGCUGCCUGAUCUGAAACUGGACGCCAUCACUAUGCCAGACGUGGAAGCAGCCUUAAGCAGGACCAAACCUACUCAGAGUAACUCCAAGGAGUACCAAGAGUGGCACUCGAAAUAUGGAUCCACCUGAAUCUCUCAUAUUUUCAUCUACGCUCAUUUUAGACUUUUAAAAUUUUGCGCUCGGGGAGUUCCUCUGUUUCUAACGUAGCUACCAGUGGGACGAAGAACUCAGAAGAAACACAAAAAUCAACAGCAGCUGUCCUCAGAGAGAGAGAGAGAGAGAGAGAGAGAGAGAGGAGCACUGUCUUCUUUUUCGAUUCGUUCAAAGCAAACGUUAAUCUUCCACCGACAUUGAUUUACUUUCUCUUUCUUUAAUCUUAGUCUGUAAAUAAGAAACCCAGUCUUAUUUCUCUCGAUCAGAGUUGGACCAACCGUUGCAGGAAGCGAGACUCCAACUCCGUCCUGGAGUUUGAGCUUCUCGGGGAAACCAAGGUUUAUAGACCUAAGGGAGAACAGCGUAUGAAAAUUGCGUUUACAGCCAACAUAGUGGUUCUCAACUGGUGGGCCACGGCGGCAUUUAGAUACUUUCUCUUCUCUUAUGGCAUCAACUAAAGCGACCCUUGCCGCACGCGUUUGGCUUCUAAGUCCAAAGUGAGGGACCUUUUAAAAGCAGUGGAAGCAAUUCGUGAUUUCUCACCAAGACAAACUUGAAGUCAUCUGGACCUUCAACAACAUUCUUGAGUGAACCAUUGUUGUUUAGGCUUGUGGGUCUUGACAUGGUAAACCCUCGGCCUAGAACUGCUGAACCAAACCGAUUCAAAUCAUAUUAUGUGCUCGGAACUGUGACUCAAGGAGUCUCAGUCACAUGAACAUAUAUCUACUCUGAUUUUAUUUUCAGCUUUAUAUUUUUCCAAUGGGCAUUCAUUACGGUUCUCCAGUAAAUAAAACGCACUAACCUACCGAGCUCAUUAAAACUUAUCAUAAUUGGCCAAGCAGCAUAUUCGGUGGUAAUGUGUGGGUACAUUUUUGAAAUGUUCAACAGUAAAUAUACACCAUCCAUAUCUUUUAGACUAAUUUUUUUGGAUUUUUUGUUCUUUAAUAAGGAAAUCCCAUUUUUCACUAACUCAUCAGUUUUUUUAGAUUCAAGUUUCUUAUACAAAUUAAAAAUAUGCUGCUUUAUGUCCAAACAAUAAGAAGCUUCUGGGAGUCAAUCAGAACCUCAAAUUCCAGGCAACACAAAUGGUCAGCGGUUCAUAUCUGUCGUUCCAUUGGUCCGUAGAAGGAAGAAUAAAUGGAAGAAUAAGUAAAAAAAAGAGAGAAAAUGUAGUUUAACGGUAUUUCAGAUUUGAUGGACAUUGAAAGGUCUGCAAGCCAUGUCAGCUGAGUCGUAAUAGGGCAUUUCGAGUUUUUUUUCUAUUUUUGUUUUGUUAGCUGGUUUUCAUAGAUAGCUAAAAAAAAAAAAGUAUUUCGGAAUAGCUUUCAAUGUUCGGCUAAGAGAAACCUUCCGAUUCAAUAGUUUUUCUCAUUGCUAAAGUACAGUAGAUUUUAGCCCAGAAAGUUCGUGUCUUCGUACAUAAAAAAUGAUAACAUUUCGACCAAAGUGAAAAUAACAAAUGGCAGUUUCGACUUUUGUUGUCAUUCACAACAUUCCUCUUUGAACUUAUAAUCGCAGAGAGAAGAUUUUGCUGUUUCUAGGUCUAAUGGUUAUGAACAUGGGCGCAGCUAGGGCGGGGUAGGGAUGAGCGGAGGGCGAUUCAUUUUGGCAAGAAGAAGCAAUUCGUUUUAACUAUUAAAAAGCAUAGCAGUUAAGAAAUGCAAUCGAUAAGGUCACGCUGCAACCCACCAAAACGACCUCACUCUCCUUACUGGAGCCAUGGCUACGUCCAUCUUCAUGAGUAAUGUCGUAAUCUUAACAUGUCAUUUUGGUAUUCUGACAGUCAAUGUAAAAAUCAUGUCAGCUGAGAAAUCUUAUAUAUAUAGUUACUGAAUGUCCUCGUGAUGAAAGCUAUUUAGUCUUGUCCUAUAACAGAGUUCGUCUGCAUUAGAGGUAAGGAGUAGGUCGAACUUCUUCCUGACUUUUGUGGAGAGAUAUCACAUCCAUUUUUAUGACAUUCGUGACCCAAAAGUUUCCCCCUAUUCGACUCAAGGACUAAGGAUCAUUAUCCUCUCAGACGCAGUAGUCUCGUCAAACGAUGCGAACAUUUUGAUAGAACUUUGUAUAAUAUCUUUUAUAUGUGUCAAAGUAUGUAAAAAUGGAUCAUGGUGAGAAUGUUAUGCGUUGACCGAGUGUGGUUUUGUACAUACAGUUCUUAAAAGUAUUCCAAAAUACAUUAUUAUCUUAA